AUGAUCGUUGACGUCCUGGUCGUUGGAGCUGGACCUGUCGGGUUGCUCUGUGCUUACCAGCUGGCCAAAUUUUCAAAGGGCGAAAUUAGGGUCGUCAUCAUUGACAAGGACGAUAAACGGGAUGCUCCCGUUUACGGACGAGCAUGCACGUUGUUGCCUCGAACUUUAGAACUCUGGGACCAGCUAGGUGUGCUGGACGAGGUUUUGAAUCAAGGCGUGGUCACGAAGACCGGUUUCAACUUCGAAGGUGGAAAAAUCGUCUCUGGCGGGUUGUCAUUCUUGCAUCGAAUGGAUAAACACGGAGAUACCAUGUUCAACUUUGCCCUUCAUUUGCGCCAACGCCUGAUCGAACGGAUCUUCGAAGAAGAGCUCGAACGGACUGCCAAUAUGGGGGUUUACGGGGAUUACGAGCUUGAAGGUUUUGCGGACGAGAGUAUGGGUGAGAGUGAGGCUGGUAGCUUGUCGUCAAACGAGGACCAUCCGGUCACCGCGAGGGUAAGGAAUGGGUCGACAGGCGAGGUAUCGACGAUCCAGGCGAAAUACAUCAUCGGAGCUGACGGAGGCAAGUCCAAAGUGCGGAAGACCGCUGGGAUCGCGUUCCAAGGCAACAACUCGGGAGCCAAGUGGAUCCGUAUGGAUGCCUUGAUCAAGACCAACAUGCCAUCGCCGCGUUCCCUCAACUCGGUCCAAUCGGCCGAUCACGGGUUAUUGUUAUGGUGUCCGAUCGAUGGAGGAAGGACCAGGAUCGGAUACGUCUUUUCCGAAAAGCUUCAACGGAAGUGGGGCACCGUGGAUGGACAGAACGUUUCAGAGGAAGCGAUCAUGGAGGAAGCGAGGAAGGCUAUGGAACCGUUUACGCUCGAGUUUGAAAAGGUCGAUUGGUUUACCAUCUAUGGCAUCGGACAGCGUAUGGCAGAACGGUUCAUCAAGGGGAGAGUGAUUUUGGCAGGCGACGCUUGCCACACCCAUUCUAGUGGCUCCGCUCAAGGUCUCAACACCGGUUCUCACGAUGCCAUCAACCUCGCCUGGAAACUCUCCAUGGUGCUCCGAGACCAGGCGAAACCCGAGUUGUUGGAAACGUACGCGAGGGAACGACAGGCGUUGGUCAAGAACGUCAUCGACAACGACACGGUGAUCGCCACGUUGAUCGGGGGGCAAUAUCCUAGAGGUUACGAGACUCGGGCCGGAUCCCAUUCGACCAAGCAGUUAUUGAAGGAGUGGUUUGAGAGCGCCGCCAACCAGGGGUUCACUUUGGGACUGGGGAUCAAAUACGCUCCGGACUCGCUGGUCAACGUCGUUCACGCAGAACGUAUCCCACCAUCCACCAUCGGGCCGGGUGAACGAGGACCAGAUGCCACGCUCCAUCGGAUCGGGACCGGGGAAGAACGUCGCUUGCUAAGUGUGCUGCCCAACGAUGGCCGGUUCAACGUGGUCGUGUUUACCGGCAAGACCUACUUGACCGGGCCAUCGCUCGUCGCACUCGGCAAAGCCUUGGACGCCUCGCUCUUAUCGUCGUCGUCGUCGUCGUCGUCGUCCUCGUCGUGGUCUGACAAGGUCCGUUCGGUGGUGACCAUGACGACGGUGAUCCUGGGAGAAGCGGCAGGAGCCGCCGAGGUCAUGGGCUGUGAUCCGUUCGGGACCGGCUAUCUCGAUACGACGAGAAGAGCGCACGAUGCGUACGGGAUAGAUGAUGCGAAGGGUGCCGUAUUACUAUUGAGACCCGAUGGUUACUUGGCGCUCGCUAUGGACAUCUCGACGGCGGCAGGGGAUCUGAGCGAGUACUUUGCGAGAUUGUUGGUAGGAUGA
This is a messenger RNA of Filobasidium floriforme, 1806 nucleotides long. Its product is annotated as FAD binding domain-containing protein. Gene Ontology annotation, molecular function: FAD binding. The transcript has 9 exons. The coding region runs from base 1 to 1806 and encodes 601 amino acids. The record is from RefSeq and is a predicted model, not a curated record. NCBI's taxonomy places the organism in Eukaryota, Fungi, Basidiomycota, Tremellomycetes, Filobasidiales, Filobasidiaceae.